Messenger RNA from Drosophila ananassae, 5212 nucleotides. It is a transcript of the gene MED1, whose product is annotated as mediator of RNA polymerase II transcription subunit 1. NCBI's taxonomy places the organism in Eukaryota, Metazoa, Arthropoda, Insecta, Diptera, Drosophilidae. Gene Ontology annotation, cellular component: mediator complex. Gene Ontology annotation, molecular function: transcription coregulator activity. The coding region runs from base 215 to 4846 and encodes 1543 amino acids. Gene Ontology annotation, biological process: regulation of transcription by RNA polymerase II. The record is from RefSeq and is a predicted model, not a curated record. The transcript is spliced from 4 exons.
UCGAUACAAAAUGGCCAUGCCCGAAACGGUCACACUGGAAAGAACAAAAUGGCUGUUUCGGCGUUGAAAAAUUUUUAUGAAUAUUAAAAAGAAAGAAAAAGCGAAUUUAUUUGUUGGUGAAGAGUGCCACACACAUGAGAGAGGUUGGAAAAGUUUCAAAGAAUGCAGACGUGUUGAAAUUUUUGCCUAGUACCACUUAUCAGCAGCCUGAAAGAUGAGCGGUGCCAAGUCCUCGGGGACAGGCUUCGGAAGCCACAUCCCCAGCAUCGAGGAGAAGAACAAGCAGAUCCAGCAGGAAACCAUGAUGGAAAAGCUGCGGGCGAAGCACCGGAACAAGCCGAGGAGCUACGAAGAGAUUAAAAAGUCUGUAAGGAUGUACUUCAUUGAGAAGCACUACCCACUGGAUCCCCUCUGCAAGGCCACCCUACAAUCGGCGCUAGACAAACUGCAGCACUACAUAAAGGUGACUUCUCGCCAUGGGCUGGUUGAGAGGCUGGAGAGUCUAUCGCGGCAGCUGGGGCUCAAGUUCAUGGAGGAUCAACAGAUGCUCUUCAUCUCAACAGACAUGUUCUACGUGGAGAUCCUUCUGGAUGCAGCCGGCAGCCUACUGGACGUUAAGGUGCAUCACGAGUGCAAGAUCGAACAGCAGUCUAGUGAGCUGGUAGACUGCCUGAAAGCAGGCGACUUUGCCGACUUUACAGUCCAGCUGGAGGGGUUGUCCUCGAUUUACCAGCUAAACGCCGAGCCCAAGGUUAAGAAGAAGGCUUUCGUGGCGCUCCAGGCCAUGGAGACAGACAUCCACAGCCUCUACCAGAUGCACUUGCAAUCUCAGUCGGGAAACUCGUACGAUCUAAUGGCCAGUUCUCCUGUUGGUCUGGUACUGCCCCGUCGUGGAGGCCACCCCAUGAAGCUCACCUACUUCUGUCCGCCUCUCCACCUGCCCGAACACGACCCGAAGUUGCCCAGUGGGGACUUCACCAUCGAACAGGUGAUGCGUAGCAGUUACGGCCUGAAUGCAACCGUCAACCUGGAGGGAUCGUCAGCCAACAAGCUGCAGGUUGCUCCCAUACUGUCAUUUGUCCGGGAUCAGCAGACGGGAAUGGAGGUGCCAACCUACGCGCCGCUAAACCAGACCAACUCCCUGUUGAUGCCAGCCACCUAUGUGCUCCGCCUGAACAAGCCCAUGCCAGUCUGUGUGGAAUCCCUGAAAGCCCUCGGUCUUCCGGGCUUAGAUGCCCAGGCCAAUCCCCCGACUCCUGCCACUACUGUUCUCAAUCUCAUUGUACAAACAGCUUCCAAGCAGGCGAUCCGAAACACCCAGCGCGGGCUCUACGUUAAUUUGCCAAAAGAGACUCACUGUUACUUCUUCACGGAUAACCGGCGGCUGCAGGGCACUUUGGUCUCCUCACUGCCCUUCACCGAGCCCGCCCAGGUGCCACGAAUUGUAGCCUUCCUAAAGAAACAGGCUCUCUUCUACACCCUCCUGGCCAGCUGCGUUCGGGAGCAGCAGAAGCAGUACAAUGAUAUGGACAGCACUGUGAUACUGGAAGUGACAGCGGUCUCCUUUAACCAGAUAACCGUAGAGCUGCAGCAUCCGUACGAGGAAUCGCUGGCCACGGUGGACUUCCUGCUGGAGGAUGGUCAGCCGACAUGUAGCGUCUUCUGUCUGAGCAAUGAGUACGAGGCGCUCUCGCAGAAACUGACGCGUACCGUGCGGCAGGUGGUGUCCAUUCCAAUGGUGAUUUACAAGCUGCUCAAGUGCUGGGAUGAGGAGCACGACUUUAAGCUUCAUGGUGUCAUGAAUCCGGGAACAGGAGCUGCUGGCGGGGGAUCAGUGGGAGGCGGGGGAUCGGUCGGAAGUGGAUCUUCCACAAGUGGCGGAGGUGGCUUUAAUCAGUUCGCCAUGGACACAGCUCAGCCUCCUGAUGGAAAUCUGCCCGGUGGUAGCUUCGCUAAUAUCAGUAACCUGAAGAUUGAUGCCAAGUCCCGGUCCCUGGCUGACGCCUUUGCCGCCUCCACCUCAGCAGCUGCAGCUAUCGCUGGCCUGAUUAAUCUUAAGCGCGAGACUGAUCCUCAGGCGUCUAGUUCAUCCGCUUCCAGUUCCUCCUCAGUCUCCACCUCCUCGUCAGUGUCCAAGUCAAGUGAUCAGGAGAUUGCAGACAAGUACAAGAACAUCUGGAAGGAUAAGACGCCGAACCUGAAGCACUGCGUCAGUAUCACGCCGAUACCAGGGGAUGGAAAGUCCGGAUCUGGCGCGGGAGGGUUGUCUGGCGUAGAAGUUCAGCGUACUGGUGGCAUUGAGAUCAUUCCCCUAAACACCCAAGCUUCCACUUCCGGCGGAGGAGCAGCCGGAGGUGGCACUAGCUCGGCACCCACUACCAUUACCAUUACUCCCAUCACCGGCAAGGAUCCAGGAAAGGAAUCAUCUAAAAAGAGCAGUUCAUCCGUAUCUGGAACCAAUAUGGCUACGAAGCGGCCACAUGAGAGCAGCUCUUCCAGCUCUAGUGGAGCUAGUGGAUCGUCAUCAUCCUCCGCUGGAAGCAGCAGCUCCUCGGACAUGCAGAAGGAGAAGAAGCGCAAAAAGAAACGCGACGACUCUCCCAUGGGGCCGCCCGAGAAGAUCUACUCACGCCAGAAUUCUCCAGCAGCUGGCGGCGAUGCCUCCGGAAGCAGUGGAGUCGUGAGAAAGUUUUCUUCUCCCUCAUCCUCGCCCAAGGCGGGAGGAGCCGGACAGGGUUUAAUGGCAGGAGUGCCACCUGCUCGCCCCAGUCCCAAGCACUCGCCGGUGUACAGCAGCCCGAAACACAACACCGCCUCCAACAGUCCCAAGUCGCCAUUUGGCACACACUCUCCCAAGCAUGGAUCCUCCGGCAAGCCCAGCAUGUCUACGCUGAAGAGCGCGGCCACGGCAGCCACUAGCCUGAGUCCCAAGGGGGACAAGACAUCGUCGUCCGUUGGCGCCUCCUCGGUGAGCUCAUCAUCCUCAGCUUCGGGCGUCGGAAGUGCUCCUGGCUUGGUACGAUCCUUUGCCAGUGUGGGAGCACCGCCACCACCACCUCCAGUUCCUCCGCUGGCCAGUGCUAGUGGAAACAGUGGCCAGUCCAUGAAGAAGGAGAAAUCUUCGUCAGCAUCCGGCUCCUCCUCGUCCUCGUCAACAUCAGCGGCUGUUGGCUCCACUGGCUCGGGUGGAGUAGGGGGCGGAGGAGGCGGAAGCGGUAUUAGUGCCAGUCUGGCAGCCGCCGUGGCCGCCCUGAAAUCCUCUCAAGCGCAGCAACAGCAGCUAAAGACUUCAGUGGCCAGUCUGUCGCAUUCGUCGGCGGGUGGUGGUGGCCUCGGAAGCUAUGCGUCGUCGGCCAGUGCGGGCGGUGCGGCGUCAGUGGUAGGAGGAGCUGUGGGAGCAGGAGCUGGUGCCUCCGGACUGGAGCUGAGUGGCCUGCGCAAGGGCAUGGCGGGAGGUGCGGUUAGUUUGAUGACGUCGACGGCACCUUUGGCAACAACAAUCCCGGCACCAACAACUCAGUCGGCGGCAACAUCGGUCUCGGCGCCGGGAUCGGGUCAUCCAGUAUCUCAGGCGGGCUCGGGCUCGGGAGCGGGAGCGGGAGCGGGACAGGUGGCUCCGCCAGCAAUAACAAUGCCACCGGCAACAGCAACAACAACAGCAGCAACAGCAGCGGUGGUGGCGGCGGCGGCAGUGGCGGGAGUAUCAACUCCAACAGCAACAACAGCAGCGGGAGCAACAGCAAUGCUGCAGCAACCACAGCAGCCGGGAACAGCGCCACCUAGUAGCUGCUUGGCCACUAGCGGCGACGGAGGAACUCCGGCCGGAGGCGGAACAGGUGCCUCCACGGAGUACAUGGUGAAGCCCAGCAGCCAGGAGGGCCUCAAGCUGACCAUCAACAAAACGGGCAGCGGCAAGAGCUCAGGCUCGAGCUCUAGCUCGAGUUCCAGCGCCGGUUCCAGCACCUCCUCCAGCGGAGUACCAAAAACUAAAAGCGCCAGUGGAUCGAAUAUUUCUUCUGGAUCCUCGAGCAAGAAGCAGCACACUGGUCUCAAGCCUGGCGUUAACAGCGGUCCGGCCUCCAAAAAAGCCUCUGCAUCAACAUCAGCCUCUGCCACAGGAUCUGCCAGCAAGCAUCUGUUCCAGAAGGCCAACUCAUCGGGAAAUCUCAGCAGCAAGCUCAGCGGAUCGGGUGUUGGAGGUGGUCUGCCAUUGACGAAGAGCAACAGCACCAAUUCCUUCCAGGAGCAUAGCGCUCCCAAGCGUCGUCCCAGUAUGGGUGCCUUGGCCAGUGGCAGCAGCAGCAGUAGCGGCUCCAGUGGCCCACGGAAAUCGAGUUCCAUUUCGGCGGGAGGCAGUGGAGCUUCGGGAGCCGUAUCGCCAGCCGCCCACAGCGGAUCUAUGUCGCAGCCGCCGCCGCGGUUCGAUCAUCACACCGACAUGAUGACUAUCCUGCAGUACGCUUCUCCCACAAUGGCCGCCAGCAUGGAGGGCUUCAUCAAGGGAUUGCACAACAAGUUCCAGAUCCCCAAGUUGUCGCAACGUGGCGCCUCUAGCAGCGGCAGUGGUGGAGGAGGAGCCGCAACUGGGAGCGGGGCAGCUGGAGGAGGCGGCGGUAGCGGUCGAAGUACGCCCAGUGGUGGCACCGAACCUUCCCCCUCGACCACCAUGUCGGUUGCCCCGUCAACUUCGACCGCCGCAGCAUUGGUGGAGCCGGAGGCCAAGCCACCGGCACCUCCUCCAUCUUCGGCUGGCGGAGAUGUGCUGCUUAACCUGAGCAGUUCGGCCGCAAUGCCUUCGGGCGAUGGCAUCGAUGAGGAGCUCCUAGCCAGCCUGGCUGGCGAAUGACAGAUGGCGGACAACCAUGAGAUAUUCCUGUUGCUCUAUGCGAUUCUCACUUAAAGCUAAGUUAUACUAAAAUGUCUUAAGAUAUAAUGGAUGGGAAGGGGAUGGGCACACCCGAUUCCCAGUCCCAGUCCAGCUUACAACAAUCCCCCAAGGCGAUUUUGUUUACAUUUUACAAUACGACACAAAAAUUUGGUACAAAAUCUAAGAGAUUAUCAUCACGUGUUCUGUGAAGUCAAACAAAAAAGUAAUAAGAAUUAUGUUCGGUUUAAAAAAUUGAUUAGAUAAAACUUAAAAAAAGCGAUAUAUGAUAUUGUGCGAGAAACAUCGCCCUAAAUAUUGUGUAAAAUAUAUGUAUUCCGUUAAAAA